AUGAAAUUCCUGAAAAUUCUCAAAAAGUUACAUGUCAACAUCCCAUUCAUUGACGCUAUCCUUCAAAUCCCAAACUAUUCAAAGUUUUUGAAGGAGAUGCUGACUAAAAAGAGGAAGAUGCCCGAGCAUGAAACAAUAACACUAUCUGAAGAGUGCAACGCCAUCAUCCAGCACAGGAUCCCUCCCAAACUUAAAGAUCUAGGGGGUUUCACUCAACCUUGCUCCAUAGGAAACUUACAAGGAAAUUGGGAUUGGGAGAUCCCAAAGCUGGCAGACCGAACAUUGAAACAUCCCUAUGGAAUAAUCGAGGACAUGCUCAUCAAGACGGGAGAAUUUAUUUUUCCAGCUGACUUUAUCAUUCUAGACAUAGAAGAGGCAUCCCAAAUUCCAAUAAUACUAGGAAGGCCAUUCCUGUCAACAAGUCGAGCAUUACUUGAUUUUGAUACAAACAAGAUAGUCCUGAGGGUGGAGGAUAAGCAAUAA
Messenger RNA from Olea europaea var. sylvestris, 483 nucleotides. RefSeq lists its product as uncharacterized. The transcript has 2 exons. The coding region runs from base 1 to 483 and encodes 160 amino acids. NCBI's taxonomy places the organism in Eukaryota, Viridiplantae, Streptophyta, Magnoliopsida, Lamiales, Oleaceae. The record is from RefSeq and is a predicted model, not a curated record.